CUUCCUUAUUUAUCUUUUAAAAAAGUUUGUUAUAAAAAAGUCGCUAGAUUCCCGUCGUAUGUAACAGAAGACUUAAUAAAACCGCGUACGGCGUCAUCCGGCAAAUCCACGGAGGAGAUUGAUUUGAUCUCUCUAUCUCAAUAUCGUAAACGCUGCCGGAGCUAGAAAACAUCGGUUAGCGGCGGACUAAUCUUUUGCAUGUCGACGUGAGCUGGAAGCAGCUGCUUUUUCUUCCUCUCCAGAUCUCUAACCCAUUUCCACCUCUUCCUGUGUGUCAUUGGGUUUUUUUUAUCAAAGCCAUGGUACUUGAUGGGAUGAUUGUAUCUUCACCGUUAAGGAGACACCAGUCUCUAAAGAAGCAGUGGGAAGACUUGGGUAGCUGCUCCACCGUUAUCAACAGACAUCGAUAUCUCUUAACAGCUUUGCUUCUUUUGGCAUUUCUCUGCACUGUUUAUCUUUACUUUGCUGUUACUUUAGGUAGGCACUCCUCCACGUGUUAUGGCUUGACCGGGAAAGACAAGGCAAUGUGUCAAUUGCAACACGUUCAAGCUAUCUCCAAAGGGAAACUCAAAUUCUUUUAGUGUGGUUGGCAUGACAUCUAGCGAAAGAUGAAACCCCACCUUAUUCUUAUUGAUCUACAACAUUAAUUUUUUUAAAUAUUUGAUUGUACAAUGUUACUUGUGUGUACUAUUAUUACUACAUGGUGAACAACCAGAGAUUUUUAUAAUCGAAAAGAUAAGAGAGUAUACAUUUGCAGUGA
Molecule: messenger RNA, 760 nt
Organism: Raphanus sativus (radish)
Lineage: Eukaryota; Viridiplantae; Streptophyta; Magnoliopsida; Brassicales; Brassicaceae
Exons: 2
Coding region: 300-581 (93 amino acids)
Source: RefSeq, a predicted model, not a curated record